AUUCGACAUAAUUUAUUUUUAAAGAAAAAAAAUCUUGAUCUUGUUUGUAUUUUCACUAGGAAUUAUUCUUUCGUGCUUUUUGAACCAUCGUUUGUAUUCGCAGAAUGCGAAUUAACUCGGAACAGCGCGGACAAGAAAAAAGUUGAAAUGGAGAAUUAUGAAAAGAUUCGCGUAGUUGGAAGAGGAGGCUAUGGGACCGUGUACCUGUGCCAUCGACUCUCUGACUGCAAACCGGUGGUACUGAAGGAAAUCGUAGUGGACCAGAUGUCUGUGGAGGAGAGACAGGUAUCUAUGAACGAAGCCAAGGUUCUGGCCAUGUUGGACCAUCCCCAUAUUGUCCCCUACUAUGAGAGCUUUUUGGAGGACAAAAUGAUGAAAAUUGUCAUGGAAUAUGUGCCAGGUGGCACAUUGUUUGAAUAUUUGCGUCAACGAAAUGGCGAGCUGCUUGUUGAAAAGGAAGUGCUGCAUUAUUUUGGGCAGUUGGUCUACACCCUGCAGCAUCUUCACAGCAAGCUCAUUUUGCACAGAGAUCUCAAGUCCCAGAACAUUUUGCUCACCCAAAACAAGAAGAUUCUGAAGAUUGGAGAUUUUGGGAUCUCGAAAGUAUUGAGCAGCAAGAGUAAAGCUUCAACAGUGGUAGGAACUCCUUGCUAUUAUUCUCCUGAACUCUGUGAAGGCAAACCAUAUAACCAGAAGAGUGACAUCUGGGCCCUUGGCUGCAUUCUGUAUGAGCUGAUGACUCUGAAGAGACCCUUUGAAGCUGGUGCCCUGUCAGCCAUGAUUUUAAAGAUAAUCAAGGGUUCUUAUGAACCGGUCUCAGACAUCUACAGCCCAAAACUGAAGAAGCUGUUGGCAAGACUGCUGCAUCUGGACCCGAGGCGGAGACCCACUGCCGCACAGAUCAUGUGUGAGCCGGUCAUGAUAAACACAAUAUUCCAGUUGCGCUUCAGUAUUGGCUCCAUACCAUGCACCAGAAAUCAUAAAUUUAGAACAAAAUUUGUUAAAACUGCAGAGGCUUGUACCUCAAUGUCACCAGCUGCUGCCAAAGCAUCUUCAGCAAGUUCAAGCUCACAUGAUCAAGACUCAUCCUCUGAGGAGGGCUGCAACGAGAUUGAUUGUUCCAGAGCCAAAGAAAAUAUCUGGUUGUUUACGAGUGAGACAUCCGAAGCUUUUCUUCUGCCAUCCAAUCCCAAACAUAAGACCAAAAUGAUUUCUUUGGGGUCGAGUCACAAAUUGGGGAUUACCGAAACUGGAACCCUGAUAACUUGGGAAAAUACAGCUGUCUCAAGUGUGGUUGAAGAUGCUACUGUUCAAAAAAAGUGCAUCAAUUUGCCUUCAUUUGCAGUAUCUCUUGCAAACAAAUUCUCUGAAAUUAUUACUUCAGUGUCAUGUGGUGAUGACUUUGCUAUAUGUUUGUCUGGACAUGGUGUCUUGUUCUCCUUUGGAAAAGCAUCUUCUGGUUGUCUUGGUUAUUUAUCAAAGAAUGAUGUAUCCAAGCCCAGAGUGAUUGGAGAAAUGUUCAGCCGCAAUGUAAAGUCUGUGUGUUGCGGCUCAAGGCAUGCGUUAGCUCUGACUGACGAAAAUGAAGUUUUUUCCUGGGGACAUGGAAAUCAUGGAUGCUUGGGACAGAACAAAGUCAAGUUCCAAGCCCUGCCACGGUUGGUGAAACUCCCAUCCAAGCUGGUUCCCAAUCAAGUGUUCUGCGGGAAGGACUGCUCCUUCAUAGUCACCAAGGAAAUGUCUGUCCUAGCCUGCGGUAACAACAGGCACAACAAGCUUGCCAUGGACGCUGGUGAAGGAGAUCAACAGAAAGAUGAGAUAUGGCUCUUUACACCCCUCCAAUCCUCCCCCCUGAGAGACGAGAAGUUUAUGACUGUCUGUGGAGGAAGGGCACACACUGCGUUCUUGUGCGAUGAUGGUAAGGUGUACACUGUGGGAUCGAAUUGCCAGUUGCAGCUGGGAUGGGGAACUCUCCACAUAGAUUACAGCAUGCCCAGGAUAGUGGAGUCCCUGAAAGGAUUCCAAGUCACAGAUAUCAGCUGUGGGGAUUACUUCACUCUAGCUUUGACCAAAGAUAAAUCCUUAUACUGCUGGGGCCAAUGUCCUAAAUCGCUGAUAGGGGCGGAGGAUGCUAGAGAUUACUGCAUACCUCGAGUCCCCUCGUGCUUGCAUGGAAAAGUUCUUUCUGCCAUCGCUUGUGACAGCGAAAGCUGCGUCAUCUUGGAGGAUGGUACCUCUGAAAAUUGAACUUUUUUUCGUUCGGCAUUGAAAUUGAGAGUAAUAAUUCUAUUUCAUCUGUUUUUGUCAAAAUUUUCAUCUCAUGAACAUUAAUAAAAUAAAGUG
Messenger RNA from Uloborus diversus, 2343 nucleotides. RefSeq names its product serine/threonine-protein kinase Nek8-like. The record is from RefSeq and is a predicted model, not a curated record. NCBI's taxonomy places the organism in Eukaryota, Metazoa, Arthropoda, Arachnida, Araneae, Uloboridae. Gene Ontology annotation, biological process: protein phosphorylation. Gene Ontology annotation, molecular function: protein kinase activity; ATP binding. The coding region runs from base 148 to 2247 and encodes 699 amino acids. The transcript has 17 exons.